AUGGCGGAAAAAGUAAACGGCGUCCUGCCCUACAAGGGCGGCACCUAUUACCUCUGGCACUAUGUCCCGUCUCUGCCCGGCGCCAUCAUCUUCCUUAUUCUCUUCAUAGUCGCCGCCAUCGCUCAUAGCUACCGCAUGUUCCGUUUCCGCCAAUGGUUCUACAUCCCAUUCAUCUUAGGAUGUAUCUUCGAGGCAAUCGGAUACGUAGGCUUCGCCCUAGCCCACGACAAGACAGACCAGCUCCUCCCGUUCAUCAUCCAGUCCGUCUUCAUCCUGGUCGCGCCCGCCCUCUUCGCCGCAACAGUCUACAUGAUCCUGGGCCGGCUGAUAGCACGCGUGCCGUCGGGGCCGUCAUGCAGCCUGAUCCGCCCCAGCUGGCUGACCAAGGUAUUCGUGUUCGGCGACGUCUUCUCCUUCCUGCUGCAGUCGAGCGGCGGCGGCAUGAUGGCGAUGGAGGGCAAGCAGGACCUGGGGCAGAACAUCCUGCUGGUGGGCCUGUUCGUGCAGAUCGUCAUGUUCGGGCUGUUCGUCAUCGUCGCCGUAGCCUUCCACGUGCGGUACUCGCGCAUGCUGGCGGUGUCGGGCGCCUACGGCAGCAGCGGCGGCCACCGCGCCCCCGCCGGCAUCCCCUGGCUCAAGGUCCUGUACAUGCUGUACGCCGUCAGCCUGCUCAUCAUGGUGCGGUCCAUCUUCCGCGUCAUCGAGUACCUCCUCGGCCAGGACGGCUACCCGCUCAACAACCAGUGGACGCUUUUCAUCUUCGACUCGCUGCUCAUGUUCCUCGUCACCGCGCUCUUCUUCUUCAUGUUCCACCCCAAUGACAUGGUCGGCAAGGACCAAGAUGGCGGCUACGACGAGGUGGGGACUUCCACCAGCGUCGAGAUGCCCCUGCGGCAAAAGCCAUAG
Molecule: messenger RNA, 906 nt
Organism: Diaporthe amygdali
Lineage: Eukaryota; Fungi; Ascomycota; Sordariomycetes; Diaporthales; Diaporthaceae
Exons: 2
Coding region: 1-906 (301 amino acids)
Cellular component (GO): membrane
Source: RefSeq, a predicted model, not a curated record